This is a messenger RNA of Pyrus x bretschneideri (Chinese white pear), 1482 nucleotides long. RefSeq names its product 30S ribosomal protein S1 homolog. NCBI's taxonomy places the organism in Eukaryota, Viridiplantae, Streptophyta, Magnoliopsida, Rosales, Rosaceae. The record is from RefSeq and is a predicted model, not a curated record. The transcript has 10 exons. Bases 127 to 1290 code for a protein of 387 amino acids. Gene Ontology annotation, molecular function: nucleic acid binding.
GGAACGUUCAAGCAGGGUUCCCCAAAAGCUUUUCCCCACCAAAAAUGAAACGUUAUCCAAUCCACCCCUGUUUCUAAGAUAAUCUAUCCAAAUUCCCAAAACCCAGAAUCCAGAUUCUGCAGAAGAAUGCCACUGCAAACAAGUGCACUGGCUCUGGGUUCAGCCUCCUCUAAGCUCUUUACUACCGGCGAUACCAUUGCCUUCUGCAACAAUGGCAGUAAGUCUUGUCUGUUGAAUCACAUCAACUUCUCAAGGCAUUCCCACAAGUCUCACUGCAAGAGAAGAUGUUCGGUUUACGCGUCGAGCAGAGUCUCCGACACCCAACAUUCCGGACUGGUUCAGGACUCGGCUGCCUCUGCAGAGGCCCUCCAAGACGCUCGGAGAUCUGCUGAUUGGAAGGUAGCAAAGGCUUAUAGCGACAGUGGAUUGAUCUAUGAGGGCAUGGUUGAAGGAUAUAAUGGUGGAGGUUUGCUGAUUAAGUUUCAUUCCCUAGUGGGGUUUCUUCCAUUUCCACAGUUAAGCCCAUCACAUUUUUGCAAAGAACGGGGAAAAGGCCUCCAAGAGAUUGCAAAAGGUUUACCUGGUACACUUAUAUCCGUGAAGGUGAUCCAAGCAGACGAAGAGAACAAGAAACUAAUUUUCUCAGAAAAGGAAGCUGUCUGGUCAAAGUUUUCUGAGCAAAUUAGUGUUGGGGAUGUUUUUGAAGCUAGGGUGGGUUCUAUGGAGGAUUAUGGUGCAUUUGUUCACCUGCGAUUUCCUGAUGGUCUUUAUCAUCUGACUGGACUAGUACAUGUCUCAGAGGUUUCAUGGGAUUUAGUUCAGGAUAUAAGAGACAUUUUAACUGAGGGUGACGACGUAAGGGUCAAGAUUAUUAAUAUCGAUAGAGAAAAGUCAAGAAUUACACUUUCCAUUAAACAAUUGGAGGAAGAUCCGCUUCUAGAAACAUUGGACAAAGUAAUACCACAGGAUGGCUCUGUAGAUCCUGAUUCUUUGAGCACUAGCACUAGCACUAGCAAUGAUAUAGAACCUCUUCCAGGCCUUGCAUCCAUACUUGAAGAGCUAGUACAGGAAGAUGGUAUAGAUGAUGUACGAAUCAGUCGCCAGGGGUUUGAGAAAAGGGUGGUUUCACAGGACCUGCAGCUUUGGCUUUCGAAUUCACCGGCCAUUAAUCGGAAAUUUACUCUCCUUGCUCGUGCGGGAAGGCAGGUUCAGGAAAUACAACUGACUACAACACUUGAUCAGGAAGGUAUCAAAAAAGCCCUGCAGCAUGUACUGGAGCGUGUGCCGUAGAUGAAUCUGUUCCAUUCCACAGUUAUAUUCAGGUUGUGAUUUUUUUCUGUAUAGAAAUUAGAAAAAAAAUAUAUAUAUUUUUUCAAAUUCCGCUCUCAGCUGUAUAAAAGAAUUACGAGCAAAGGUUGGUCGAUAUCAUACAUGUUUAACAUUAAUUUCCUUUUGUUAGAAAUUAAUUGGGACUUGGCGUAA